AUGGAGGAGACAACACCAUCCGGGAAGCCCAUCGUUGACCGCGAGAAGGCAAGUACGGCUCCAUUUCUCGUUCGGACAUUCAUCAAAGUUGGGAGCUUUCAUCGCCUCGCCCAGUUCGAAGAGGGCCCGCUGCCCAUCGCAGACGAGCAGCAGAUAUUCACCUGGAAAGAUUCGACCCUCCGCGAGGUGCUGACGACCAUCCGGGUGACAGUGCCCGGCGCCGAGAUCCGCCACCCCCUCGCUCGCUACUCCUUCCGCGCCCUAUACGCAGACAGCGCGACGCGCGGACGGCUCAACCAGAAAGAGCUCGGCAUCGUCUACUCGCGCGACAUCCUCGGCGAGCCGGGCUCGCUGACGUCCCCCGCACCCCGCCUUCUCACCGAUGACGACGCCCCGACGGGCAGCGACGAGCGCACGCUGGAGGAGCUGCGCUUCGUUCCCGGCGACUAUCUCUGCGUCGCCGUUCUCCUGCCCAAAAACGCCACGGUCGCGGUGGGCCCCGGUGCCGAGCUCGCGAUCAAAGGCAGCGCUGGCCCCGGUGCCGCAACGAACGGCUGGAAGAGUGGCGGGCGGGGCACGGAUGGGGGCUGGGGGGGCGGCGCGGCGCCUUCCGCAGGUCCGCCUGGUGGCCUUGGACGCGGCGGAGGGCACUGGCGGGGCGAUUCGAACCCGGCGCCGUCUGGCGUGCCGCGUGGAGGGCGGGGAGGACGCGGAGAUUAUGGAGGAAGGGACAGAGACAGAGAGCGGGACAGAGACAGAGAGAGGGACAGAGACAGAGAGAGGGACAGAGACGCCGACAGACGCGUGCCUCCACCCAGGAGAGACUCCCCGCCGCCGCCGAGGAGGGGCGGUUGGGGCGACAGAGGAGGCCGAGGAGCCCGACGAAUGGCGUCGCGAUCGAGGAGUCCGCCUAGGAGGCGAGGGCCGCGAUUUGAUUGA
Fibroporia radiculosa is the source of this 939-nucleotide messenger RNA. RefSeq lists its product as uncharacterized. The coding region runs from base 1 to 939 and encodes 312 amino acids. Gene Ontology annotation, molecular function: transcription corepressor activity; transcription factor binding. NCBI's taxonomy places the organism in Eukaryota, Fungi, Basidiomycota, Agaricomycetes, Polyporales, Fibroporiaceae. Gene Ontology annotation, biological process: negative regulation of DNA-templated transcription. Gene Ontology annotation, cellular component: nucleus. The transcript is spliced from 3 exons. The record is from RefSeq and is a predicted model, not a curated record.